AACCUUUUUAUAUGACAGCUUGAUUUGGUUUGGUGUCCGCUACUGUACUAUUGUGCUAUUUUUUGGUUUUUCUAACUUAUUCCCUCUGAAAAUGUCCAUUUCGACUGCCACAGAUGAUCGUACAGAAGGUGAUGAUGACACAUCACAGGGGAGCCAACCAAAAGAUGAAAGCAGUGAAUCAGAAAAUGAGAAUGAAAAUGAACCACAAAAUCAAAAUGGAGGCGGCCUGAGUCCUGAAGUUCAUGAAAUUACUAGUGAUGAAGAAAUAGUUACCAAUGAUGAUGAAUCUUCUAACUCUAGUAGUGAUUCAAAUGACAGUUCAGAAGAUUCACAACAAAGUAACCGAGACAGGGAUAAAAACAAAGAUGAAGAGCCGAUGGAAAAUGGUGAAGAAUCUGACAUUGAGGAAGUUAAUAUUGAAGACCCCUUAAACCAAGUUCCAAAUAAAAAUAAGCCCAUUGUGAUAAAUGAUACUAAAAAUUUAGCUGAACUAGCAUCAAAACAGAGUACUUCUAAUGGAGAAGAACCGAAUAAAGAGCCUACAGUUGUGAUAAUAGACACAAAUUCAAUUUUAUCUGGUAAAGGACCCACACCUGUGCCAAAUAAAACAAGCUCAAGUAAUAUUGAUGCCCACAAUUUGUGUCAAAGUAUUGCUGCAAGAGGAACUACAAUAACACCAAUAAGCAGUAAAAAUAACAAUACUAAAAAUAACCAAAAUAAUAUCCAAGCUCCUCAAUCUAACAUAUUGCCUUCUCUAACCGAUGAUAUGUUUGUAGUUGAAGCACCAUCAUUCAUUGUACCUUAUGUCUAUGAAAAACCUUCAUUAAAACCAUUUAGAGAAUUUGUGGAUAAAUUAGGUAAAGAAUUAGAAGAUCUGAAAGCUCAAGAAGAAGAAGAGAGACAAACAAAAGAGAAAGCAGAAAAGGAAAGAAAAGAGAAAGAGAGGAAGGAAAAGAUAGAGAGAGGAGAAGCAGUAGAGGAAGAAGAAUCAAGUGACAAGGAUACAAAAAAAGAAAGUGAAGAAAAGGACAAAAAAUCUGAAAAGAGACGACGGAAGCGUCGAAAUGAAGAUGAUGAUGAUGAUUCUUGGGAUGGUGAAUCUACCAGUGAAUCAGAUGAAGCAGCAAGUGAUGAUGAUACAGUAGUUAUUAAGGAUAAGGACACUACCUAUGAUGAUAUAAAGGAUCCAAUGGAUCUAAUUGGUAAAAGUGCAGGUGGCAAAUCAGAUAGUUACUUUGACUGUUCACUUGGACAAUUUUUUAUAAACAUUGGUAUAAAUCUAGUACAGGAGUAUGUUCAAAGUGAUUUAUUGAAAACACAAAAUAGAAAAAUGUACAAGGAGAAGAAGUCUGGACGUAGUACACGAGCUACAGAAGCAGCAAUUGCAUCUCUCACACAAAAUUUGGCAUAUAGUAAGAAACUGAAUGCCCCAUAUUCCUUGAAACAAAAGCAAUGUGAAUUUUGUAGUUUUAAAACAGAAUCAAUGCUUGUUAUGUCUCAUCAUUUAGAGGCACCACAUAUGAAAAAUAAUAUUUAUAAAUGUAAUACAUGUGCAUUUGAAAUAAGGAGCCCACAUGAUAUAUUAUUUCAUAUGGAAGCUGAACAUAAUAUUAGAGGUAGACUAGAGAGAGCUCCAGCCUAUCAACAAUGUCCGAGUUGCCACUUUGAGGACAAUAGUAAAACCAAACUUGCUCGCCAUCUCAUUGCCUGUGCUAAAAAGUUCAAACCAGAAUUUAAUCUUGGGCCACCACUAGAUUGGGAGCCUCCAGCAAAAAUACCAAAGUUAUCAAGAGCCCGCAACAAUAUAAUGGGUCCUUACCAAUCAAACUUUAAUCGCUCUCAAAUGGGCAUGAGUCCCUUGGGACGACCACCAUUGAGCAUAGGAAAUACUGUAAUACCCAAUAUGCCCAUUCUUGGUAGGCCCAGAGGACGUCCACCAUUAGGGGGUCCUUCUACACGUGCUCCUGUGUCAGGAGUGCCCAUCAUACGGAGUGGAGUUAUGAUUAUGCACAAUAAUCAAGCAAGUGGGACCACAAUUUCUAAUUAUCCAGUUGUACAGAACAAUCAAGGAAACCAUUCAGCUUCAGCUACUCCAAAAAUUUCUAUUACACCUCUACCCCGUGUUCCUCAGCCUUCUUCAUCCAACUCUUCUCAAAAUUCUAAGGCCACUUUUGUUAUUUGCGAAAUUUGUGAUGGAUACAUAAAGGAUUUGGAACAAUUGAGAAAUCAUAUGCAAUGGAUACACAAAGUGAAAAUUCAUCCGAAAAUGAUUUACAACAGACCACCACUCAAUUGUCAGAAAUGUCAGUUUCGAUUCUUCACUGAUCAGGGACUUGAAAGGCACUUAUUGGGUUCUCAUGGUCUUGUAACAAGUUCCAUGCAGGAAGCAGCUAACAAAGGUAAAGAUGCGGGUAGAUGCCCUGUGUGUGGCAGGGUGUAUCAGUGGAAAUUACUGAAUCAUGUAUCAAGGGAUCACAACAUGACAUUGAAACCAGCUCAUCUCUCCUACAAAUGCACAGUAUGCACUGCCACAUUUGGGAUGUACAAACAAUUCGAGAACCACGUAUAUUCGGCGCACAGCGUAGUCGCUAAACGAGUUAUCGAUAAGAAUAAGAGUGCUCCAGCUGCUUCAAAGCCCACCGACAAUGACUCACUGCUCAAGCCCCUGAAAAUCAGUGAUGAAAUCACUAUAAUACCUCAACCUGCCAAGUCGACUGUGACCAUUACUGCAAAAGGCAAAUAGCACUAACAAAUUUGACAACACUGGAAAAAACUAUCACUACUUAUAAAUGUUUCCCAUUAGCUUUUCAGCUAUGCACUUUGCAAGAUCAGGCAGUAUUUUGUAAAUAACCUGAUUGUAUGAGCGUUUUACACCUUAUAGAAUUGAUUUUUAAAUACAGAGAUAUUAUAUUGAUGACUUUGGUUGUCAAGUAAAUAUGAAUGUUAUUUUUAAAUAUAACAUAAAAACAAAAUAAAUAGUAAGCUGUAAAUUCAGUGUAUAAACUUAAUAUAAGCUCAUAAAAUAGGUAUUUUGUGACCUUUGUAUUGUUAGCGUGACUUUCCUAUGUGUACUGUGACUAGUUGGUUGUCCCAUGUUUUGUUUCUGUCACAAAAAGAAAGGAAUUUAACUAAGAUCUGCAUCAUCACUGUUUUUGUAGUGGAGAAUGCGCAAGUUAGUUAAUAGAUUUCGUAAUGGUUAUAAAGUAAUCUUAUUAUUUAUUUGCUUAUUACUCAUGUAUAAUCUGUGACCACGGUAAAUUAUUGUCUAUUUUCAUUUUAAUUCGCGAUUUAAAGCCGAAUGUUUUGGAAAUGUAAAGAUAAUCAUAAAGGAAGGCAUUAAUGAAGGAGGUAAAUCAAUUAUGAUUACGUAAGGUAUUAGUUAAGUUAUUAGGUUUAAUAAUUAAGUAAUAAUUAUUAUUAAUGUAUUACUUGAAUUUCCGUAUUUUUUCAACCUGCUUACCACAGAAACCUAAAUUCUUGCUGUAAACUUAACACAUCAGUCUUUUUAGUUCUGAUCUCAGGUUAGACUGGAGUGUUGAUUUGCUAUAGUUUACUAAAUUGUUAUCGUACUUAUAGAACUUAAUAUAGGUACUGUAUUCUUUUUUAUUUAAUUCAAAGAUGUAUGUUCACAUUUUGUGUCUGGAGGGUUUUGUAAUGAUAUGUGAGAAUUAAAUAAAGUUAUUGAAGUAAAUAAUGUGAAAUG
Zerene cesonia (dogface butterfly) is the source of this 3703-nucleotide messenger RNA. RefSeq names its product MOG interacting and ectopic P-granules protein 1 (gene MEP-1). The transcript is spliced from 2 exons. The record is from RefSeq and is a predicted model, not a curated record. Bases 92 to 2743 code for a protein of 883 amino acids. Gene Ontology annotation, cellular component: nucleus. Gene Ontology annotation, biological process: regulation of gene expression. Lineage: Eukaryota; Metazoa; Arthropoda; Insecta; Lepidoptera; Pieridae.